AUGUUCUCCCGAACUGCAUUCUCGGCCUUCCGCCCUAUCGCGCGGCCAACAUCUCUGCGCCCCGUCCGCGCCUCCGCCCCGGCCUUCCAACUUCCCUCCAUCCUCCACGCCCGUCUCCUCUCUACCGAGACCAAGGCUGCCAUCGACAAGGCAGUUGGAUCCGCCCCCGUCGUGCUUUUCAUGAAGGGUACCCCCGAGACCCCCCCAGGCGUCGACCCUAAGAAGUUUGUCGCGUUCAACGUGCUCGAGGACCCAGAGCUUCGUCAGGGUGUCAAGGAGUACUCCGACUGGCCUACGAUCCCCCAGCUGUACCUGGACAAGGAGUUCGUUGGCGGAUGCGACAUUCUGAUGUCGAUGCACCAGAACGGUGAGCUCUCGAAGAUGCUCGAGGAGAAGGGUGUCUUGGUGGCGGCGGACCAAUAA
Molecule: messenger RNA, 423 nt
Organism: Penicillium manginii
Lineage: Eukaryota; Fungi; Ascomycota; Eurotiomycetes; Eurotiales; Aspergillaceae
Product: monothiol glutaredoxin GRX5
Exons: 4
Coding region: 1-423 (140 amino acids)
Source: RefSeq, a predicted model, not a curated record